AACCCAACCCCUUAUUUAUACAGCCACAACACUCAACAACAUAAUUUUUAUCAUAGAAUCAACAAACAUCACUUUGGCAAUUAAAGACUCAUACAUAUAUUAAUUGAAAAUGAUCCCAUUCUUCCAUUACACCCUCCUCACUAUUAUUUUCCUUCUAACACUAAAAUUUCUAUUAACAAAAAGACUUAAAAACCUUCCACCAGGUCCAUUAAGUAUUCCCAUAAUUGGCAACAUUCACCAACUAAAACACCCACUUCACCGCACUCUUCAAAACCUCUCACAAAAAUACGGUCAAGUUUUUUCCCUACGGUUCGGUUCUCGUUUAGUCGUCGUCGUUUCAUCACCUUCCGUCGUUCACGAAUGUUUCACCAAAAACGACAUCGUUUUAGCAAACCGUCCACCUCUUCUCGCAGCCAAACACAUCGGCUACAAUUUCACAACCGUCACGGUGGCUCCUUACGGCGAUCACUGGCGCAACGUCCGCCGUAUAAUCUCCCUCGAGAUUCUCUCAACACACCGUUUAAACUCCUUUUACGGAAUCAGAAAAGGCGAAAUCGCGAAACUCGUGCAAACCCUAGGUCGUGAAUCUGUUAACGAUUUCGCGAAAGUGGAACUGAAAUCGAAGUUAACGGAGAUGACAUUUAACACGAUAAUGAGAAUGAUAUCGGGAAAGAGGUAUUAUGGAGAGGAUUGUGAUGUGAGUGAUGUGGAAGAAGCGAAGGGGUUUAGGGAUUUGAUUAAAGAGGUUAUAUCUGUGGGAGGAUCGAGUAAUCCUGGUGAAUUUGUUGGGAUUUUUAGGUGGUUAGAUUUUGGUGAUUAUGAGAAGAGGUUGAAGAGGGUUGGUAGUAGAUUUGAUACGUUUUUGCAGGGACUUGUUGAUGAACAUCGUAGAAAGAAGAAAAACGGGAACACCAUGAUUGAUCAUUUAUUGAAGUUGCAAGAAUCACAGCCAGAGUAUUAUACGGAUCAAAUUAUCAAAGGAAUUGUUCUGGUUAUGCUACUAGGAGGAACAGAAACAUCAGCUACAACAUUAGAAUGGGCAAUGUCAGCGUUACUAAAUCAUCCAGAAAUUUUGAACAAGGCAAGAGAGGAAAUUGAUACCAACAUAGGACUAGACCGCUUAGUAGAAGAGUCUGAUAUUUCAAACCUUCCUUAUCUUCAAAAUAUAAUCAACGAGACAUUUCGGUUGCAUCCAGCGUUUGCAUUGUUGGCACCCCAUUUUUCAUCAAAAGAUUGCACCAUAGGAGGUUAUAAUGUCCCACAGGGCACAAUUUUGUUGGUUAAUGCUUGGGCAAUUCAUAGAGAUUCUAAGCUAUGGAAUGACCCUACACAAUUUAAGCCAGAGAGAUUUGAGAAAGAAGGAGAAACUGAUAAGCUGAUUCCAUUUGGAUUGGGAAGAAGGGCUUGUCCAGGAGCAAGCUUGGGGCAACGUACAGUAGGUUUAACUUUAGCAUUAUUUAUCCAAUGUUUUGAGUGGAAAAGAAUAAGUGAGAAAGAAAUUGAUAUGACGGAAGGAAAAGGGGCUACUACACCGAAACUAAUUCCCUUAGAGGCCAUGUGUAAAGCUCGUUCAAAUGUCAUCAACAAGCUUUUUCUAAAAGUCGAUGAAAACAUUAAUGGAAUAAAUUAAUAAUCACUUUCGAGUGGUCUUAUGAAGAUCUAUGUUUGAUAAGAUGAAGUUCUUUUUUCUUUUUACUUUUUAUUUUACCUAUACACAAUUUGUGUUUAAAUAAGCAUGUUAGGUUGCAACUUGAGUGUAAUCAUGCAUGUAGUGUAGUCAUGCAUAAGCCCUUGUAUCGGGUUUCCUUGUUAGUGUUUAAUCCUCCUCUUUUUAUCUAAACUUUUGUAUGUGUUUCCUUGUCGGUGUUUAA
Cicer arietinum (chickpea) is the source of this 1871-nucleotide messenger RNA. Its product is annotated as cytochrome P450 81E8-like. NCBI's taxonomy places the organism in Eukaryota, Viridiplantae, Streptophyta, Magnoliopsida, Fabales, Fabaceae. Gene Ontology annotation, molecular function: iron ion binding; monooxygenase activity; heme binding. The record is from RefSeq and is a predicted model, not a curated record.